AUGUCGGUGCUGUCCCCCGAGAUCCAUGCGGAGCUAAACCAGCUCCUACAGGCGCUUCAGUCACCCGACAAUGGCGUUCGAUCGCAGGCCGAGGAACACCUCCAGAACAACUGGACCAAUACGCGUCCAGAAAUGCUCCUGAUGGGUUUAGCUGAGCAGAUUCAGGGCUCUCAGGAAAUACCUACCCGUUCCUUCGCUGCUGUCAUCUUCCGCCGAAUCGCCUCGAAAACCCGGAAAAAUGAUGCAGGGCUAAACGUCGACUUCUUCAUAUCUCUUCCCGCUGAACAAGCUGCAGCUAUCCGACAGAAGCUGCUCGAGGCUUUGGGGACUGAAACCGAUCGCAACGUUCGGAACAAGAUCAGCCACGCUGUUGCAGAGUUGGCUCGUCAAUAUACAGAAAACACUAUCAUCGAAUCACAACACGAGAGUACUGUCCUGGAGGCUUUCCAGAAAGGCUUCGGCGAUGAGGCCGUCAGCGUUCGCCUCGUGGCCAUGGAAGCCUUCGCAGCCUUCUUCCGCACCCUAGGCAAGAAGGCCCAAGCGAAGUACUACAACCUUAUACCCAGCGUGCUCAACAUCCUCGUCCCAAUCAAAGAAUCUGGAGAGUCCGACGAUUUGAGUAAGGCUCUCGUUGCCUUGAUCGACCUGGCAGAGGCCGCUCCCAAAAUGUUCAAGCCGCUUUUCUCCAAUCUUGUCAGCUUCAGCGUUUCGGUGAUUCAGGACAAGGAGCUAGACAAUGUCUGUCGCCAAAAUGCCUUAGAGCUCAUGGCCACAUUCGCGGAUUAUGCGCCCACCAUGUGCCGCAAGGAUCCCUCGUACACCAGCGACAUGAUCACCCAGUGCUUGAGUCUCAUGACAGACCUGGGAGAGGACGAUGAUGACGCGGCAGAAUGGCUCGCUAAUGACGACCUCGACCAAGACGAGAGCGACCAGAACCACGUUGCUGGAGAGCAAACUAUGGACCGUCUCGCGAACAAACUGGGAGGACAGACCAUUCUUGCCCCAACCUUUGGCUGGCUCCCCCGUAUGAUGACGUCUAUGGCAUGGAGAGAUCGCCACGCAGCACUCAUGGCCAUCUCGGCUAUCUCUGAGGGUUGUCGCGACCUCAUGAUUGGAGAGCUGAGUCAGGUCCUUGAUCUCGUCGAGCCUGCGUUGAAGGACUCUCAUCCUCGCGUGCGGUGGGCAGGAUGUAACGCUCUUGGUCAGAUGAGCACGGAUUUUGCACCCAAGAUGCAGACCGACUUCUACGAUCGUGUCCUGAAAGCAAUCAUUCCUGUCCUCGGUUCCCCAGAGGGCCGAGUCAAGUCGCAUGCGGCUGCCGCCCUGGUCAACUUUUGCGAGGAGGCAGAGACCUCCGUGCUUGUUCCGUAUCUCGACCAGCUCUUGUCUCACCUGUUUGAGCUACUCCAGAACGGAGAGCGCUAUGUACAGGAACAAGCGCUGUCCACCAUUGCCACAAUCGCCGACGCUGCUGAGAAGGCCUUUGGAAAAUACUACGACACCCUGAUGCCUCUGCUCGUUAACGUCCUGCAGAACCAGGGCGACAAGGAACAGCGACUCCUUCGCGCAAAGGCCAUGGAAUGCGCCACGCUAAUUGCCCUGGCUGUUGGCAAGGAGCGACUUGGCCAGGAUGCUAUGACCCUGGUCAACCUGCUUGCUAACAUCCAGAAUAACAUCACCGAUGCCGAUGAUCCUCAGGCGCAGUACUUGAUGCACUGCUGGGGGAGGAUGUGUCGCGUCCUCGGAACAGACUUCCUACCCUUCCUCGACAGCGUCAUGCCACCACUGCUGGAGCUCGCCACUGCCAAGGCCGAUAUUCAACUGUUGGACGACGAGGACCAAGUGGAGCAAAUGAAUGGCGAAGAUGGCUGGGAACUGGUACCUCUGAAGGGCAAGAUGAUUGGUAUUCGGACGAGUACCAUGGACGACAAGCAUAUGGCCAUAGAGCUUCUUGUUGUCUACGCCAAGGUCCUUGAGGGUUCUUUCGCGCCCUACGUCGCCAACCUCAUGGAGCAAGUGGCUCUUCCCGGAUUGGCCUUCUUCUUCCAUGAUCCUGUGCGGUUCAUCUCCGCAAAGCUUGUGCCGCAGCUCUUGAGCUCCUACAAAAAGGCAUACGGAUGCCCCUCAAACGAACUAGCAGGGCUCUGGACAGCUUCCGUCGAUAAGCUACUCGAGGUGCUGGUCGCAGAACCAGCGAUCGAUACCCUCGCAGAAAUGUAUCAAUGCUUCUACGAGUCGGUUGAAGUCGUUGGGAAAAACUGUCUUACGCCCGAGCACAUGGAGAAGUUUAUCGAAGGUGUUAAGUCCACUAUCUCCGACUACAAAGACCGCGUCGAUCAGCGUGCUGAGGAUAGGGCAGGCCUCGCCCCAGAGGAUAUUGAGGAUGACGACGAGGAGCUGGCCAUGGCUAUCGAAGACGACCAAACCUUGCUCUCAGACAUGAACAAGGCUUUCCAUGCAAUUUUCAAGAACCAUGGAUCCGCUUUCCUCCCAGCCUGGCAGCGCCUCAUGUCUGAUUACGAAGCAUUCCUCAACUCCCCAGACCAGACACAGAGGCAAUGGGGGCUGUGCAUCAUGGACGACGUGCUGGAAUACUGCGGCGAGGACAGCGCGCGAUAUGCCAAUUAUAUUCAGAAGCCCCUGAUUGAUGGAUGCCAGGACCAGGCCCCCGCCAUCAGGCAGGCCGCAGCAUAUGGCGUCGGCGUUGCCGCGCACCGCGGUGGCCCUACGUGGUCCCAGUUCCUAGGAGGGUCGCUCCCGUACCUGUUCCAAGUCACCCAAUUUGCUGAUGCCCGAAACGAGGACAAUGUGUAUGCCACCGAGAAUGCCUGCGCAGCUAUCGCCAAGAUCUUGCAGUUCAACGCCGGAAGUGUUGGAGACGUCCAGGCGAUUAUCCCGCAAUGGAUUGAAACUAUGCCAGUUAUCAACGACGAAGAGGCUGCACCCUACGCCUACGGGUAUUUGACAACACUGAUGGCAACACCACACCCGGCAGUUGCAAACCAAGCGAGCAAAAUCUUCAUGUUCGUGGCUCAAGCUCUAGAGUCCGAGGCAUUGCAGGGUCAAACCGCAACCCGGGUUGCUGCUGCGACCAAAGAGUUGCUGCAAAAGGCGAACGUAGACCCUACACCCCAACUCGAGCAACAAUUUGGACCUGAAGCCCAGCAGGUCAUCAAAGGUUACUUCUCGUGA
Molecule: messenger RNA, 3192 nt
Organism: Emericellopsis cladophorae
Lineage: Eukaryota; Fungi; Ascomycota; Sordariomycetes; Hypocreales; Bionectriaceae
Product: importin-5
Exons: 6
Coding region: 1-3192 (1063 amino acids)
Biological process (GO): protein import into nucleus
Cellular component (GO): cytoplasm; nucleus
Molecular function (GO): small GTPase binding; nuclear import signal receptor activity
Source: RefSeq, a predicted model, not a curated record